AUAAGUAGUAUAUUUGUAUACUUAUUUCUUUAAUGCUACAGAAGUGUAAACAAAGUUCUAUUUUUUGCAAUAUGUAUUACACAACUUUUAAUAAUUCUUUUUUAUCUUAUUAUGAAAUCUCGUGUCUACCUUUUGUAGCCACCAAGAGUCCAGGAUUAACAGGACUAAGCUAGAUUUAAAUCUUUAAACAAUAACCAUAAACAUCACCAUUAUCUUCUAUGAAAUAUCUGUUGUAUGAGAAAAUACAAGAUAAACAUUAAUUGCUUGUUGACUAUGACAUCCUGCAUAGAUAACGUAAUAAAAAAAACUUUAGAGCUUCUCAUAUUGUAUGAAGAAGGAUUCAAUGAGCUGGGAGCUAACAGAUUAUUGAAUUGGUGUUGUUUGUACAUAGUGAUGUGUGUAUACAUUGUGAUUAUAAGGCAGAUGUUUUUUGUUGUGAUUUGAAGAACUUUCUUUGUGAAAAUAAAUGAAAGAAAAAUAUAUAGUUUAAAGAAUAAACAAAAAACUCAUAUCUCAUAUAUAUAAUUUAAAAUAAUGUAUAUUGAGGAAUAAAAAACCAGGACAAUAUUUUGGAAUAUUUGUUAAAAUAUGGAGUUGGACUUAGAUGAAGGUUUUGUGGUGGGCAAUAAUGAAGAUUAUGAAAGGGAGUGUGCAGACCAAACAAAGAAAAACAUUAUGUCUGGGGUUAAUAGAGAUAUGUUACCUGCAAAGUUUAGUUAUAUCUUUCUAUAUUUGAGUAUUGGAUGUUAUCACCCCUACCUAAUUGUAUUUCUUAAGUCAAUUGGUAUAUCGGUCAGUAAUGCGGGAGUAGUUGCUGGAAUACGCAUGCUAGUGUCUUGCUUUGCAAGUUCCUGUUUUAAUGCCAUUGGUGACUUUACACAUCGCAAUAUGUGUAUAUUUUGGUUUCUCUGUAUUGCGUCUACAUUGAUGAUAUUUCCAUUGCCAUGGAUAGUUCAAGAUGCACUAAGCGCUGUAGCACGUAAGAACUGCUCAGGAGAUUCAUUUACAGGAAAAACUAUAAAUAAGGACACUCUAAUGGCUAAUUGUCAUAAAAACAUGUUAUUCUUUAUCAUGUUAGCGGUCAACAUUGUGAAUGCUAUAUUUACGCAACCAAUUGCUCCGUAUCUGGAUCCUGUGGUAGUAGCUCUUGUAAAGAAAAAGAAGAACAUAUCUUUCACACAACAGAGAAUAUUUGGUGCCAUAGGAUUUGGUAUUGGUGCUUUGUUAGCUGGAAUUGCUUCAGAUAAUCUUGACCCUUCAGGCAUGCCAAAUUAUUCUGCUGUUUUUUUCAUUUACUUGCCUUCAAUGAUCAUGUUAAUAAUUAGUAGUUUAUUCUUAUUUAAACAGUAUAAAGCACAGAGAUCUGGAGACGGGCACAGUAAUAACAAAAAUGUAGGAGAGCAAUUCGUCUUGAUUGUAAAAACAUGCAUUAAGUGGAGACAUUUUGUGUUUUUGUUGACAAUCCUUGUCGUAGGAGCAGCCAAUGGCUUAUUGUACUUAUUUACAUUUUUAUUGCUGGAAGAACUGGAUGCAUCUAAAACUCUAAUGGGUUUUAGCAUCUUGUUUCUAUGUGUGGCUGAGCUGAUCAUGUUUCCUCUGUCUGAAAAAAUUAUUAAAUUGUGUAAAGGACCCUAUGUAUGUGUAUUAAUCAGCGUGUUUUCCUACUUUCUUCGAUUUAUGCUGUAUUCAUUGAUUCACAAACCCUGGUUGAUCCUUCCAAUACAGUUUCUUCAUAGCUUUGGUUAUGCAUUGUUUUGGGAAUCAGCAUUUAAAAUCAUUGAAAUGACAACACCCAAAAAAAUAUUAUUGCCCAUGCUUGCAUUUACUCAAAGUUUAUUUUUCGAUUUUGGAUUUAUGAUUGCUUUUAUAACUGGAGGUUUUGCUUAUGAUAGAUACAAAGGAAAACUACUUUUCCGUGGAGCAUCUUACAUUGCACUGUUAUGGACUGCAAUUAUGUCGAUUAUGUUCUGUUUUACGCUGAGUGACAAAAAGACAUGCGAGAGAGUUGAUACAGAAAUGGAACUAAUUACCCCAUCUUAAUAAUUUAUGUCUUCUAUAAACUUACUGGUAAAUUUAUUGUCGCUGGAAAAAAGGUCAAUACAUUAAAGUAUUUUAUUGACACAAAUAUGUUGUUUUAACCUGCUAAAGGGUUUCAUCAACAUUUCCAAAUGUAAAUAUUUUAUGUUGUUUAGGUAAUUGGAGAAGUCCCUGAAAACUUGGAGUAUAUUUUUUACGUUGUUUUUAUUUUAUUUUUUCCCACUAUGUUUGUUAUUUUUAUGUUAUUUUUAUCCAUCCAAAAAAAUAUAAUUCUAAGAAUGUUAUCAUUAACUUUUUUGAAAUAACAAUAAUAAUAAUUUUUUGUUUUCUGAAUCAGUUUUAUAUUUAUUCAGCUGAGGCCAUUCUUUAGGAAUUUAAAGUUACCACCACCAUUAAAAAGAUUUAUUGAUAAAUUAAAAAGGUUUUUUUGGAAAAGAUGAUGACGUCAGCAUUAAUUUUUUGAUGUUAUACGUUUCUCAAUUUAGUCAUUUUGUUCUUCUUCGAAUUUCUCUUCUCCCCCCACAAUAAACAAAACCGAAAACACCCCUAGUGGUAAAUUUAAAAAUAAAACAGAAAAAUAAAAACAGGUAUUUCAUUUGCUAAUCUGGGUUAUGAUUCUUUCUUUUUAUUUCAAUUAAUCAAACCAAAAAAUUAAAAUUUAAAAGACUAUACAUUUGUGGAUGUACAAAUUUGUGUGGUGGUUUGGUAUGUAAGACGAACAAGCAUAAUGUUUUUUUUAACAGUAUCUUUUUCAAUCAACUAUCUGCAACCUCUUUCAAAUAUAUAUUUUUUUAUAUAUAUAAAAUUUAGCACAGAAAUGCUGCAUCGACAUAAAAAUGUCAACGUUAUGUUUUUUUAACCCAAGCAAUGUUGUAUUUUAUUUACAAGUGGUUUUAAAAAUAGACCAGUAGAUGAA
Messenger RNA from Hydractinia symbiolongicarpus, 2953 nucleotides. RefSeq lists its product as uncharacterized. The record is from RefSeq and is a predicted model, not a curated record. Gene Ontology annotation, cellular component: membrane. NCBI's taxonomy places the organism in Eukaryota, Metazoa, Cnidaria, Hydrozoa, Anthoathecata, Hydractiniidae. The transcript has a single exon. Bases 589 to 2040 code for a protein of 483 amino acids.